This is a messenger RNA of Ornithorhynchus anatinus (platypus), 1600 nucleotides long. It is a transcript of the gene RHOG, whose product is annotated as ras homolog family member G. The coding region runs from base 174 to 749 and encodes 191 amino acids. Gene Ontology annotation, biological process: actin filament organization; small GTPase-mediated signal transduction; regulation of cell shape. Gene Ontology annotation, molecular function: GTPase activity; GTP binding; protein kinase binding. The transcript has 2 exons. Lineage: Eukaryota; Metazoa; Chordata; Mammalia; Monotremata; Ornithorhynchidae. Gene Ontology annotation, cellular component: cytoplasmic vesicle; cytoskeleton; cell projection. The record is from RefSeq and is a predicted model, not a curated record.
CCGCUUCCUCCGGCGUCUCUUUCACUUCCUUCUCGGGUCCCGCAGCCGCCGCCACCCCCAGCGCCCCCGCCGUGGGGAGGGGACCCAGGUCGCCGUAGCGGGACGGGGGCCGGCGGGACGGAGGGGGGCGUCUGGGCCCCCCAGGGGCUGGCCGGGGGGGCCGGGGCGGGACAAUGCAGAGCAUCAAGUGCGUGGUGGUGGGCGACGGGGCCGUGGGGAAGACCUGCCUCCUCAUCUGCUACACGACCAACGCCUUCCCCAAGGAGUACAUCCCCACGGUCUUCGACAACUACAGCGCGCAGAGCACCGUGGACGGCCGCACCGUCAACCUGAACCUGUGGGACACGGCCGGCCAGGAGGAGUACGACCGCCUGCGCACCCUCUCCUACCCGCAGACCAACGUCUUCGUCAUCUGCUUCUCCAUCGCCAGCCCCCCGUCCUAUGAGAACGUCAAGCACAAGUGGUACCCGGAGGUGUGCCACCACUGCCCCGACGUGCCCAUCCUUCUGGUGGGCACCAAGAAGGACCUGCGGGCUCACCCCGACACCCUCAAGAAGCUCAAGGAGCAGAGCCAGCUGCCCAUCACCCCCCAGCAGGGCCUGGCACUGUGCAAGCAGAUCCACGCCGUCAAGUACCUCGAGUGCUCGGCCCUGCAGCAGGAUGGCAUCAAGGAGGUGUUCGCCGAGGCCGUCCGGGCUGUGCUCAACCCCACCCCCGUCAAGCGGGGUCGCUCCUGCUUCCUCUUGUGACCGGCCCUGGGGGCGAGGGGCUCGCCCCGUCCCGCUCACCGUCCGAUCUGCCCCCCGCCCGUCGCCUCCUGCCCCCCUGCCCCGCUGCCGACCGUCCUGUUGAGCUUCAGAACCCGAGCUCCCGGCAAGUGGAGGGGUGGGGUUUUCUGGGAACGGGGCGGAGGGGGGGCGGGAGGGGGGCGGAGGGCAGGGCCCAGGUCCCUGGGCAGGAUCCUCCACAGCCUCAGCCCUCCCUAGAAGUGCCCCCUCCUGCCCCUCUCUCUGGGUGCCCCGGGGUGGGAAGCGAUACAGUCCAUCCCAGGAGAGGGGGUUCGGCGCCAUCCUCCGUCCUCCUCCCUCCUUCCCUGUUUCCUGUGGGAUUCUCCUUCCCUAAGGUCAGGAGGCCAGGGGGGAGCGGAAAAGGAAUUUGAGGCCCCCUGAGACCAGCAGCAGAAGCAUCAGCCCCCUCCCCACCCUCCCCCUCUGAGGAAGGCAAUUUGCUUUGCUUUCCAGCUGAGACUCCACCUCACCAGCCCACCCACUAACCCAGGGAGCGUCCCACUUGAGCUCCCUGCACCCUCCCAGCCCUUACCCCCCACCCCCUAGGGUGAGAGCUCUGCCCACUCUCCCUGCUCAGCUGCUCCCAGCACCUCAGAGGCAGGCCUGGGGUCUGAGGAGCAGACCAGGAUCCUGAGAAGAGGGCGGGAGGGGCAUGGGGCAAGUGUUGCCUCCCUCCCCUCCCCCGCGUAAAAGUCUCCCUCCCGGCCUCGCCCCAGCUCCCUGAGCGCCUCUGCUUGUCGAAGAAGAGAGGGUAGGGUGAAACCAGCCCCCACAUCUCAGCUAUGUCAAUAAACCAGUAUUCAACUUGGUCA